Dipodomys ordii (Ord's kangaroo rat) is the source of this 2220-nucleotide messenger RNA. It is a transcript of the gene Slc44a4, whose product is annotated as solute carrier family 44, member 4. Gene Ontology annotation, biological process: thiamine pyrophosphate transmembrane transport; choline transport. NCBI's taxonomy places the organism in Eukaryota, Metazoa, Chordata, Mammalia, Rodentia, Heteromyidae. Gene Ontology annotation, molecular function: thiamine pyrophosphate transmembrane transporter activity. The record is from RefSeq and is a predicted model, not a curated record. Gene Ontology annotation, cellular component: plasma membrane. The transcript has 21 exons. Bases 39 to 2168 code for a protein of 709 amino acids.
CAGGUCUCCCAGGCUCCAAUCACUCCGGCGACUGAGCCAUGGGUGGAAAGCAGGAUGAGAACGAGGCUUACGGUAAACCAGCCAAAUAUGAUCCUUCCUUUCGAGGUCCCAUCAAAAACCGGAGCUGCACAGAUGUCAUCUGCUGCGUCCUCUUCUUUCUCUUCAUUUUGGGUUACAUUGUGGUAGGGAUUGUGGCCUGGGUGUAUGGAGACCCUCGGCAAGUCCUCUACCCCAGGAACUCCACCGGAGCCUACUGCGGGAUGGGAGAGAACAAAGAUAAACCCUAUGUCCUGUACUUCAACAUCUUCAGCUGCAUCCUGAGUGCCAACAUCAUUACGGUCGCCCAGAACAGCCUACAGUGCCCCACGCCCCAGGUAUGUGUGUCCUCCUGUCCAGAGACACCGUGGGCUGUGGAGAGUAACCAGUUGUCACUGACAGUCGGGGAGGUCUUCUCCAAAGGAAAUAAAAACUUUUGCCUGCCAGGAGUACCCCAGAAUAUGAUAGUGCUGGAAAGCCUACAACAGGAGCUCUGUCCCAGUUUCCUCCUCCCUUCCACUCCAGCUCUGGGACGUUGUUUUCCGUUGCCCAAUGUAAAUUACACGCUGCCUGAUUUCCCUGGGAUCCAUAACACCAGCGUUUCUCAAGGGAUCAGUGGGCUUCUGGACAGCAUCAAUGCCCGAGACAUCACGGUUAAGAUCUUUGAGGAUUUUGCCCGGUCCUGGUAUUGGAUCCUUGUUGCCCUAGGCGUGGCUCUGGUCCUGAGCUUAUUGUUUAUCCUGCUUCUGCGUCUGAUGGCCGGGCCCCUGGUGCUGGUGCUGAUCCUCGGGGUGCUAGCUGUGUUGGCCUACGGUAUCUACCACUGCUGGGACCAGUACCGGGUGCUGCGAGACAAGGGUGCCUCCAUCUCCCAGCUGGGCUUCACCACCAACCUCAGCGCCUACAAGAGUGUGCAGGAGACCUGGCUAGCCGCCUUGAUCUUGCUGGCCGUGAUUGAAGGCAUCUUGCUUCUCCUGCUUAUCUUCCUGAGGCAGCGGAUUCGAAUUGCCAUCGCCCUUCUGCAGGAGGCCAGCAAAGCUGUGGGACAGAUGAUGUCAACUCUGUUCUACCCACUCGUCACCUUUGUCCUCCUGGUCAUUUGCAUUGCCUACUGGGCCAUGACUGCUCUGUACCUGGCCACAUCCGGGCAACCCCAGUAUGUCUAUUGGGUGUCCAAUGAGAGUGCCCCUGGAUGUGAGAAUGCACCAGUGAAUGCAUCCUGCGAUCCUAUGGCCCAGUCUACAAACUACACCUGUCCAGGGCUGAUGUGCGUCUUUCAGGGCUACACAUCCACAGGCCUAGUACAACGUUCUCUCUUCAACCUACAAAUCUAUGGGAUCCUAGGGCUCUUCUGGACCAUUAACUGGGUUCUGGCCUUAGGCCAAUGUGUCCUGGCUGGGGCCUUUGCCUCCUUCUACUGGGCCUUCCACAAGCCUCAGGAUAUCCCUACCUUCCCCCUGAGCGCAGCCUUCAUCCGCACACUCCGUUACCACACAGGAUCGCUGGCAUUUGGAGCCCUCAUCCUGAGCCUUGUGCAAAUAGCCCGGAUCAUCCUAGAGUACAUUGACCACAAGCUGAGAGGAGCCCAGAACCCAAUGGCCCGCUGCAUCAUGUGCUGCUUCAAGUGCUGUCUGUGGUGUCUGGAAAAGUUCAUCAAGUUCCUGAACCGCAAUGCAUACAUCAUGAUCGCCAUCUAUGGGAAGAAUUUUUGUGUCUCAGCCAAAAAUGCCUUCAUGCUGCUCAUGCGGAAUGUUGUCAGGGUGGUUGUCCUGGAUAAAGUCACAGACCUGCUGCUGCUCUUUGGGAAGCUGCUUGUGGUUGGAGGUGUCGGGGUCUUGUCUUUCUUUUUUUUCUCUGGCCAAAUCAAGGGAUUGGGUAAAGACUUUGAGAACCCCCACCUCAACUAUUAUUGGCUACCCAUUAUGACCUCCAUUGUGGGAGCCUAUGUCAUCGCCAGUGGCUUCUUCAGUGUUUUCGGCAUGUGUGUGGACACACUCUUCCUGUGUUUCUUGGAAGACCUAGAACGUCACGAUGGCUCCCUGGACAGGCCCUACUACAUGCCCAAGUCUCUCCUGAAGAUUCUAGGCAAAAAGAACGAAGUGCCCCCAGGAAACAAAAAGAGGAAGAAAUAAAAGAAUCUCCCUUGACACGAGACUGAACUCCUCCUGUACAGACCCCCCCAUC